Bombus impatiens (common eastern bumble bee) is the source of this 1254-nucleotide messenger RNA. Its product is annotated as protein lethal(2)essential for life-like. NCBI's taxonomy places the organism in Eukaryota, Metazoa, Arthropoda, Insecta, Hymenoptera, Apidae. Gene Ontology annotation, biological process: protein refolding; response to heat. Bases 1 to 471 code for a protein of 156 amino acids. The transcript is spliced from 2 exons. The record is from RefSeq and is a predicted model, not a curated record. Gene Ontology annotation, molecular function: protein folding chaperone.
AUGUUAAUACUACCGAUGCUAUUCUCCAACUGGUGGGGUGCUGACGUUUUGGUGAUAAGACCUCGCUGCCGAGGUUUUCAAAGAUUCCAGCCAUAUGAGAGAGACGUAGAUUGCAAAUCUAGUGGAAUAUCUACUGUACAAGCUGAUAAAAAUAAAUUUCAUGUUAUCCUGGACGUUCAACAAUUUGUUUCAGAAGAAGUAAUUGUAAGGGUUGUGGGAGGGAAUGUAGCGGUUGAAGGCAAACAUGAAGAAAGACAAGAUGAGCAUGGAUUUAUCUCGAGACAAUUUGUACAAAAAUACCUUGUGCCACAACAAUGCAAUGUCAAUCAAUUAAAAUCAAGUUUGUGUUCUAAUGAAGUCUUGAUGACUAAUGCACCGAGGAAGGAACUUAACCCACAGUUAAAGAAUGAAGGAAUCAUAAAAGUUCAAAUUAUGGGGCAACCAGCUUUGAGAAAAGUCAAAUCUAGCUGAAAUACGAAAGAAAAAUCAAGUUCAGACGAACUCUGUACCACAGAGAAGACAAGAACAUACAGUAAAGCUUACUUAAGAAGAUAAUUUAAUAUAAAAUUGAUUGGAUUAUAGUGAAAAAUGCCUAUUCUUUUACAGUAUUGUGUGAUUUAAUCAGCUACAUAAGUUCGAAGCAUCUUCAUUCGUUUCGUGCUAGUCAAGAGAAUAUUUAUAUAUUCUCGUUUUGUCUAAUUCCUUACUCUUUUCAUAUAAUCAUAAUUUGAAUCUGUAUAUUUUAAAUAAGUGCCAAGCUAGUUAUAAAAAUAUGUAUCUAUAAAAUAAAUUGAGAAGAGGUCCAGUGUAAGAGGUAGCUAUGCCACAAUUGUAGUAUUGUGAGAUAUCAGGACUUUUGUGAAAAUUUGUCUCACUAGAAAUUGCAUAAUUAAGAUUACAAUUUUUUAAUUUAAACAAUGAUAUAAAAGUAAUGUAUCUGGCUUAAUGUCUAUUUUAUUUUCUAUGUGCCUAAAUGUGAAAAUUGGAUUAAAAAAGUAACUACAUAAAAGCUAUUUUAGUUAUAUCAAAAAUUACAGCGCAGGUAGGAAUUUUGCUAUGUAGUUAUAUAUGAACGGAUAAUAAACAAGUACCAAGAAAUUUCAAAAUUAAUAAAAACUAUUUCCACCUUUUGUGGCAUAGCUCCCUCUUGCACUGAACCGCUUAAUUUUCCCUAUUGUCACAUUUUCAUGUACUAUUUAAGAUUCAUCUUUCAUAAAGCAUUUUUUAAAAAAUUAAGCUACUCUUUUUGUAUAA